AUGGCUCUACUUAAAACGAUAUUAUCAAAAAUAAAACAACAGUCAACAAAAAUUGAACAACAACCUACAAAAAUUGAACAACAAACAAGAAAAAUUGAACAGACGAGAGAUCAAAUUGAUGCAAAAUUUGAACAUACGAGAGAUCAAAUUGAUGCCCAAAUCAAACAACAGUCUUCCGCGAUUUAUGCUAAAAUGAUACAACAGCUGAGAAAACUCAGAAAACAAUUUGAUAUCAAAGCUGAACAGCAAUUGACCGUAAUCUAUGCAAAAAUGGAAGACAUCACGUCAAAAAUAGAACAGAAAUUUGAUCAAAAGGUUCCCGGGCUCGAAAAAAAAAAAACUGCAUUGAAAACGUUUGUAAAGGCUGUUCGAGAUUCAGAUUUUAGACAAACCCUCAUACUAGCAGACAAACGCAAGCUCAAAGACGCCGUUGCCUACAGUCUUACAUUUGAUUCAGCAAAGCAAGCAUCAUAG
Molecule: messenger RNA, 474 nt
Organism: Helobdella robusta
Lineage: Eukaryota; Metazoa; Annelida; Clitellata; Rhynchobdellida; Glossiphoniidae
Exons: 2
Coding region: 1-474 (157 amino acids)
Source: RefSeq, a predicted model, not a curated record